Gymnodraco acuticeps is the source of this 4796-nucleotide messenger RNA. It is a transcript of the gene poln, whose product is annotated as polymerase (DNA directed) nu. Gene Ontology annotation, biological process: DNA-templated DNA replication; double-strand break repair. NCBI's taxonomy places the organism in Eukaryota, Metazoa, Chordata, Actinopteri, Perciformes, Bathydraconidae. The transcript has 27 exons. The record is from RefSeq and is a predicted model, not a curated record. The coding region runs from base 29 to 4378 and encodes 1449 amino acids. Gene Ontology annotation, molecular function: DNA binding; DNA-directed DNA polymerase activity.
GAGUAGCAGGCAUCCUGACAGGGAGGAGAUGGAGCUGCCUAGCAACAGGUUGUACUCGGGGCCUCUGUCUGUGGAGGCCCAGAAGAUCCUGGCUGUCCUGAGGGCCCAGAGUCGGCACACAGCCAGACGCAGCCAUAGCUCCUCCCAUCACAGCCAACUGGAGAGCAGCCAGGUGAGCAGCUGGAGCAUGAGUCAGGAAGACAGCAGAAAGACGGGCACAGACAGUUCUUGGUCCAGGCCCCAGGUGUCCCCCACUUCCACUUCCUACCACGAAGCCUCCAAUCAGCGGCAGUGCUCUCAGUCCUCGCAGAUGCCAGACUCCCUGACCCCCUCAGGUUCCUCCUUCCAAAGGCACACGUCUCAGUCUGAGGCCUAUUAUCGGCCCUCGCAGAUUUAUCCCCACAGAAAAACCUCUGAACCUCCCGCUGGCCACUCCAGUCAGGCUCUGUCAUUCACUCAGCGUGAGGAGACAGCAGCACCGAUCCCCCAUAGAGGCCCCUUCACCCUGUCCCUCCAAACACCAGGGAGAUUUGGUGAACAUCAAGCUACACCAUGGAGAAAUUCCGCUGAAGUAAUCAGGCCGCCUUUCAUCCAAAAUCUUUCUCUCGACGACGAGGUGGCUUUGUUUCCCACAACCGAACACCCCAAUACCCAAAGAAGAGAAGCAACUGUUCACAAGGUUUAUUCCUGCUUUAAAAUAAGUGAAGAGACACAGAAUGACACAUUAGUUCCACAGAAAGGAAACGCAGAGAGCUGGCAUGUCCUCAGAAAGAAGACAGACCACACUGUAUCUUUGGACAGCCUAUCAGAGUGGAGACUCCCUCUAUCCAACCCCUCUGAAGAGGUCAUUCGCGGAGAGCAAGAAGGAGGAUUACUAUAUCAGUUAGAAGAAGGAGCUGAGGAAGCAGUGGAUUCGGAAAAUAUGAUGCAGAUGUCAGACGUAAGACAUGAAAUGCAGGAUGAAGUAACGUGUGAAAAAACAAGACACAUAGAAGCAUAUGAGAAAGAAUCAGCAAAUGAAAAGGAAGGACCACUCUCAGGAACCAAUGAGAAUGCUACCUUAGAGAUGAAUUUGAACUUUACAAGUAACACGGACAAAAAGCUCCAUUGUUAUUCUGAUGAUGCAAAGUCCUGUCAGGAGGAAAAUAAGGACUUUGAGUGUAGCGUUAGAUCCCCUGAAAUCAAAGAAGUGGAGCAUCCAGCUGACAGAGAGGAUGAAGAGGCGUCAGUGGGAUUUCACUCUGGCAGCCCAAAAAAGAUUUCCGUGUCUUUGGAACUGGGAGAACGCAAUGUGAGCCACUGCCAAGCUGAAAAGCCUCAGGAUAUGAGUCAGGCAGGGACUGAAACAGAAGAGAAACACUGCACAGAAAACCCACUGAUGCUGUGUGAGCCCAACAAAUUAGUCCCCACUGCUGAUAACCUGCAGAGAAACAGAGAAAGGAUAGAUGUGAUGGAGGUCAACUUGGAAGUGCAGAGGGAGAGAAUUGCCACAAGCAAUAAAGAUAAGAUGGAGACAGAGCAGCACCAUUGUUCUGAUGUCCAAAUGACAGAAAGUCUGUGUGAGUCAGAUUGUAGAAAGGGCAGUGGGAAGCCUGGAGGAGAGACUGUGUCAGGAGAGCAGGGGGGAGACAGAAAUGAGACUGUGAAGCCACCUGUGGACUGCGACAAUGAGAGUUCAUCUGCAGAGGGCAUGGACCAAUACAUUUCUUCCACGCCAACGCUGUCCCAGGAGUGCGGGGCAAAAAGGUCGAAGUUCAGAGCUCCGUAUAACCUUGGGAACCAACUGCACCAUGACAACGUACAUACAGCUAGUGGAGAUGUCAGAGGGAGCCAUGUUCCUGCUGGACAAAACUCCUCCCCCUCAGCGCAGGACUUGUCCUCAACUGCUGCAAAACUUGACAAGAGCCGCCUGCUUACUUCCCAUUCACGUCAUCUUCCCUUGAUUCCUUCCUUCCCUUUAAAGAGAAAGCAUGAACACCAAUGUGGUGACCCUCCUUCUAAAAUCCACCAAACCAAGCGUGCUCCAAAGUGGGAGCCACCUCAAUACUCACAAGAGAAGGCAGGAAAAGAAGGAGUCAAUGAGCUGAAAAGAGCCAGCACCUCUCUCCGUGAACCAGAGACUGAAGCAAGUUCUUCACAUACAACAGGAAAUGUGUUAGAAGUGGAUAAGGACACACAUGCCCUGAAGAAAACGCGACAAAUUCGACAGACUAAGGUGGCAGAAAGGUGCCGUGAAAUAGCUCGGAUCGCUUCCAAACCAACCCCGGCUUCUGUGCCCGGCAAAGAACUCAAGCACAAGCGGGCCAAACCAAACGGGCCAAAGAUAUCCCAUGACGAGGCCGACGGUAACGAGCCACAGAACCAAUCCAAAGCUGGCUGCCUGACUGCCACCCUGACAUCUGACCCCAGAGUAAAGGAUUCUGGGAAGAUGAACCAAGUGGAAAGGAUGCAAAUGCUCGAGGAGGCGGGGAAGAGCGAGACGCUGGUGCUUACCUUGGUGUAUCGAGACGGAACAACUCAGUUAGACGCAGAACAGAAGCUCACUCCAGAAGUGUGUGGCCUCCUCAUGCUGAUGAAGAACAGCCUCGCAAGCAGCAACCCGGAGGACUCGCUCGCGCCAAACGACACUCUGGUCUACUUGAAACUAGAACACACACCUGCUUGGGCUCAGCAGCACACACACCAGAGCCAGGAGCUGUUUACCAGAGAUAUGCUGCUACAGGUGCUAUCAAGAUCUCAACUGGUGGUGUGCUAUAAAGCCAAGGAUCUGCUCCGUACAGCGCUGCAGUUUUACAGACGAGACCUCAGCUGGAAACAAGUGGCAGGAUGUCGUAUCCAGGACCCGCAGGUCUCAGGGUGGCUGCUGGACCCGGAACAUUCUGCCUCAUGUUUCCAGGACCUUCUCAAUAAACACAGCAAAAGACCCCACACAACUCCUGCACUGGGCACCAAGAAGGUUUCUCAGGUCAUCUCAGGCCUCUAUUCGCUCCACUGGCUCAACAUGGAGCUAUGCUUUAAACUACAAAGCCAGGGCCUGUGGGAGCUGUACUCAGACAUGGAGCUGAACAUGAUCUCUGUUCUCGCAGCCAUGGAGAGCCAUCGCAUCCACGUGGACAAAGAAGCUCUGAAGAGGACUUCAGACCUGCUGGGGACUAAGAUGAAGCACUUGGAGCAGGAGGCCCACCGAGCAGCAGGGCAGAUAUUCCUGGUCACCAGCAGCACUCAACUACGAGCAGUCCUGUUUGAGAAGCUGUGCCUCCACGAGCGCUGCGAAAACAAGAAACUCCCAAAGACCAUCAGCACACAGCAACAGUCAACAUCAGAAGCUGCACUGUUGCAGCUUCAGGACCUCCACCCUCUGCCAAAGAUCAUUCUAGAGUACAGACAGGUUCACAAAAUCAAGUCCACUUUUGUCGAUGGGAUCCUCUCCUGCAUGAAGAGCAAGAACUACGUUUCCUCGACGUGGCACCAGACCAGCGUGGUGACUGGGAGAAUCUCAGCCAAACACCCAAACUUCCAGGCCCUGCCAAAGCAGCCGCUUCAGUUCACCAAGAAGCAGUACAUCGAAGGAAAGGAGGAGGAGAUUGUGACUGUUCAUCCUCGGGCAAUGUUCAUUCCUCAAGAAGGAUGGACCUUUCUUGCUGCAGACUUCUGCCAGGUGGAGCUACGCCUCCUGGCUCACCUGUCCUCCGACCCCGAGCUGCUCCGCAUUUUCACCGACCCGCAGGCCGACGUCUUCACCAUGCUGGCCGCUCAGUGGAAGGGGGUGAGUGAGGGUGAGGUGACUUCUGAGGAUCGGGAACACGCCAAACGCAUUGUCUACUCUGUUGUUUACGGGGCAGGUCGUGAGCGUCUGUCUGGGAUCCUCGGGGUGAGCGCUGAGAAGGCCAGCCGAUUCCAAGACAGUUUCCUGCAGAGCUACAGAGAAGUGCAGACCUUCAUCCAGAGGACCAUCCAGCUGUGCCACAAACGAGGUUACGUUCUCUCCAUCAUGGGUCGUCGGCGGACCCUCGCUAACAUAAACUCCCCGGAUUGGGGUAUCCGGAUGCAGGCUGAGAGGCAGGCUGUCAACUUUGUGGUCCAAGGUUCUGCUGCUGAUCUCUGUAAGAUGGCCAUGAUCCGAAUCUUCAACCUGGUGUCCUCCUCCAGCUCGCUCUCCGCCAGGCUGGUAGCACAGCUCCACGAUGAGCUUCUGUACGAAGUGGAGGAAUCCCAGGUGGAACAGUUUGCAGGUCUGGUGAAGAGCACCAUGGAGUCCCUGCAGCACAUCGACCAUCUAGGAGUCCAUCUUAAGGUCCCCCUGAAGGUGGCAGUCUCCAGCGGAAAGUCGUGGGGAUCCAUGUCUGAGCUCAUCGUGUCUCCCUCUGCUUCUCUUUGAGACCCCCAACCCCUUUUUUACUACCUUAAUGCUUCUAUCACCACUCCCCCUUAAACAAAAAAGAUAUACUUUUCUUGCACUGCUCCCUUCCCCUCUUGUUACAUUUGCCUCCCCAGUUUCUUGCUCCAUGUCUCUCUCCUAAUCUUUUUUGCUUGUCCUGCGUCCACAUCGCUAUGGAAACCAGGCAGCUGCAGCUCUUUCCUGCUCCCAGUUCUUGCUUUCACUCUAUCCGUAUCCGGGGGCAACGGUAGGAGACUGGAUUGCUCUCCUCCAUCCUCCGUCCUGUUUUCACACUCUCUUAUUCAGCCCGACGCUUGUUGCCAAGGUGAAUCCCUACGUUUGAGAGUGCCUGAUAUUUAUUAGUUCAUAAAAUGGUUAUUAAUAUAAUGUUUAAUAGUGUACUGUGUUCUGUACUGUG